Messenger RNA from Harpegnathos saltator (Jerdon's jumping ant), 2415 nucleotides. Its product is annotated as serine protease 48. Gene Ontology annotation, molecular function: serine-type endopeptidase activity. Lineage: Eukaryota; Metazoa; Arthropoda; Insecta; Hymenoptera; Formicidae. The transcript is spliced from 13 exons. Gene Ontology annotation, biological process: proteolysis. The coding region runs from base 430 to 1974 and encodes 514 amino acids. The record is from RefSeq and is a predicted model, not a curated record.
CAAUUCUCUCUCUCUCUCUCUCUCUCUCUUUCUCCCUCUUGCCACUUCGAUCGUUCGCUCUUCGCGUCAUUGCGCGAUUUUCGACUUGCGCCGGCGGGGUAAUACGAUACAAAUGCGAGCUGCAUUUCGAAAAUAUCGCGUCGAAUUUCCCCGGAACGACGAGCCGUCCGGCGACUUUCGACAGCGUAAACAACGAGAUCGUUAUUUUUCGCGGUAAUCCGAGCCCACGGUAUUAAAUAUUACGCUCUUUCGGCAUCCAUUCGCCCUUGUAAAAUCGAUGCUCACUGAGCAGACCCGCGUGACCUUCGCCGCGGGUCACAGAUAUAACUCCGUGCAAGUGCGACAGCAGAAUAUUUCAUAUCAUCGUUUGUGUGUGCGCCGCUUUGCAACAUCACGUACGUGUUAAACCGUUGCGCGUGGUGGCAACCAAUGACGAAUUGUAAGUCGUUCGCAACCAUGGCCAUGCUGCUCAUCCUGUGCCUUGCGACGUUGGUAGCCUCUGCCUGGUCCUUCGAGUCGAGGAUAAUCGGCGGCAAGUCUACCACCAUCGAUAACUACCCGUAUCAGGUAUCCAUUCAUUACGACGGCAAGCUUCUGUGCGGAGGCUCGAUCAUCAGCAACCUAUGGAUCCUGACGGCGGCACACUGCGUCUAUGGGAGGAGACGGGCAUCCUUCAAGAUCCGAGUGGGCAGCACGUACCUGGAUAAGGAAGGUACUGUGUUCACAGACAUCAGCACUAUUUACUACCAUGAGUUGUAUGACGAGGAUAUGUACAAUUACGACGUGGCCCUGAUGAAACUGCCUACUCCCCUGAAACUGAGCUCGCGUGUGAAAAGUAUCGGCCUAGCGACGCCAUCGACGGCCGUUAAGCCCGGCGACAAGGCAGUUGUCACAGGAUGGGGCGAGCUGUCGGCUGGCGGCUCGAGCUCGGAGGUGCUGCAAGUGCUCGCGAUGCCGGUCAUCGAUCAGGAGGUCUGCAAAAAGAUCUACGCUCGUUACGGGAUUGUGACGCCGGCCAUGCUCUGCGCCGGCUACAUCAGCGGCGGCAAGGAUACCUGUCACGGAGACUCCGGCGGUCCGCUCGUCUACAACGGUGUCCAAAUUGGGAUCGUGUCCUGGGGCGCUCAGUGUGGAAGUGUCGGAUUUCCCGGAGUGUACACCCGAGUAUCAGCCAUACGGGAUUGGAUAACCAAGCGGGCGAACGUUCUGUUCCUGUUUUGCUCCGCGCUCCUGCGGGGCGUCCUGUCGCGAGGUCAACAACGCAUCGGUAUAUUACACGACGAAGGGCGCAUUGUCGGCGGCCGGGAGACCAGCAUCGAGGAACACCCGUACCAAGUGUCCCUGCGACACGGCGAUCGGCACGCCUGCGGCGGCGCCAUCAUUAGCGAGGAUUGGAUCAUCACCGCGGCUCACUGCGUGCGAUACGCUGGGCGAUAUCCCGCGAUAAAAGCGGGCACGUCCGAUCUCGACGAGGAAGGCACGCUGGCGCGGGCGAGGCGAGUUAUUGUUCACGAGAACUACAGCCGGCGGAACGGCGAUUAUGACAUCGCCGUAAUAAAGCUGGAGGAGCCGCUCGCUUACAGCAGCCGAAUAAAAGCGAUUCCGCUGGCGUCGAUGGCCGAUGAUCAUUAUGCCAGGCACAGCAUGGCGGUGGUUACCGGCUGGGGAGCGUUAAGAAGCAACGGCGUGUCGACCAAUCAGUUACGCAAAGUGGAAGUGCCGCUCGUUUCGGAUGCAGAGUGCUCGAGUUUAUACCAACACCGCAAGAUCACCCCGAGGAUGCUGUGCGCGGGUUACACGAGCGUCGGCGGGAAAGACGCCUGCCAGGGCGAUAGCGGCGGUCCACUGGUGCAGGACGGCCGUCUGAUAGGAAUAGUGUCCUGGGGAUUCGGCUGCGCGCAUCCCGCCUAUCCCGGGGUGUACACGCGUAUAGCGGCUCUUCGGGACUGGAUAGAGGAGAAAACCGGCGUGUGAACGAGUGCCAAUCGCGCUCGAUCUCUCCCAGCUGUGCGUCGGACACAGAGGUUGCGCCUUUUCGCGAGUAUCGCGCGGCUUUAUCGGGGAAGAGCGACGUCACGAGUAAUCAGUUUCAUCGUUCUCCCUCAUUUCUUCCGUUACGAAUCGUCUCACUCUGCGUUUUAACCGCAUCUAAUAAUAAAGGUAAUGCACGCACGCAAAAAUCCAUUAUUUCGUUUGCAUUAUUUCGCAGCCACAAAACCAUCGGUGGCUCGCCGAUGUCGAGUACCUGUACUUACUUACUGUCCGCACCUUAUUUCAUACUCAAGAACUAUUGACUCAGACAGCCGAGCGGCGACCCGUGAAUGCAGAUCUGUAAUUAAUGCUCUCUGUAUCUGUAAUGCUCUCGAUCAAAGGUCGUGAAUAAUUGACGUCUAUCUAUUGAUGUCUAUCCGGUAU